Messenger RNA from Eublepharis macularius, 282 nucleotides. It is a transcript of the gene AKAP19, whose product is annotated as chromosome 3 C2orf88 homolog. The transcript has a single exon. The record is from RefSeq and is a predicted model, not a curated record. Bases 13 to 282 code for a protein of 89 amino acids. Lineage: Eukaryota; Metazoa; Chordata; Lepidosauria; Squamata; Eublepharidae. Gene Ontology annotation, molecular function: protein kinase A regulatory subunit binding.
CAGCUUUACACCAUGGGCUGUAUUAAAACUAAAGGCACCUUAUCGGGCUCAAACACCAUUUUGGACGAUGGAAGCAAAGCCCUUGGAGCCUAUAACGGGGGCUACGGUGGAGAUGCCCCUCUUAUCCAUGGAAAGCCUGUGGUGACUUCUUCCAUGAGCACGGUCAUCCUGGACUUCGCUCACCGCCUCUCCCAAGAGAUUCUGGAUCAGGCCAUGACGCGGUGGGCAGUGACUGAAAGCAAAUACAGUGACAUCCCCUUCAUCGAAAGUGACAUGCCAUGA